UAGAACGGAAGUAUAGUACUUUUGCUCGUCGGUCCGGUUGCCACGUCGAAUAUAUUCUCAGCAUUUUCGCCGAUUAUCCUGUUUGGAUAAUCCUUUUGAUUAAUAAAGUGCAAGAGCAGAUUUUCUGUUCAGAUAUGGUGUCUGUUAUUAACACCGUGGAUACCUCGCACGAGGAUAUGAUUCACGAUGCCCAAAUGGAUUACUACGGCACAAGACUGGCCACUUGCUCGUCCGAUCGCUCUGUGAAGAUCUUUGACGUAAAGAAUGGCGGCCAGAUCCUUGUGGCAGACCUGCGAGGGCACGAAGGCCCUGUGUGGCAGGUGGCCUGGGCCCAUCCCACCUAUGGCAACAUUCUGGCUUCCUGUUCCUAUGACAGGAAAGUCGUCAUAUGGAAAGAGGAGAAUGGGACAUGGGAUAAAAUGUACAAGUACACAGGCCACAACUCCUCAGUGAACUCUAUUUGCUGGGGACCCUAUGACUUUGGCUUAAUCCUGGCAUGUGGGAGCUCUGAUGGUGCCAUUUCAAUUCUAACCUACACUGGUGAUGGGCAGUGGGAUAUCAAGAAGAUUAAUAACGCUCACACAAUUGGCUGUAAUGCAGUAAGCUGGGCACCAGCUGUUGUUCCAGGCAGCCUCAUAGACCAGCCAACAGGUCAGAAACCCAACUAUGUCAAGAGAUUUGUGUCUGGAGGCUGUGACAACUUGGUCAAGCUGUGGAAAGAAGAGGAUGGCCAAUGGAAAGAAGACCAGAAGCUCGAGGCCCAUAGUGAUUGGGUCAGAGAUGUAGGCUGGGCCCCAUCCAUUGGCCUUCCCACCAGCUCCAUUGCCAGCUGUUCUCAGGACGGAAGGGUGUUCAUCUGGACGUGUGACGAUCCCUCUGGAAACACGUGGACAACGAAACUGCUGCACAAAUUCAACGAUGUUGUUUGGCAUGUGAGCUGGUCCAUCACAGGCAACAUCCUAGCGGUGUCUGGAGGGGAUAACAAGCUGACCCUGUGGAAGGAGUCUGUGGAUGGGCAGUGGGCCUGCAUCAGUGACGUCAACAAAGGACAGGGGGCUGUGUCCUCCAUCGCAGACGGCCAGCAAAAUGAGCAGUGAGACCGGAGCUGGUGACCACCACCUCAUGGAGACCCUGCCUUCAUGUCUAGAGUUGGAAUUCAGAGGUGAAGUUCAGAGGCAGGACUACUGAAGCCUCACUGAGACCACUGAGAUUUUUCUACAUUGCUGAUUUGUCAGUGCCCCCAAAACAUCCAAUUAAUGUUCAGUAAAAAAGCUAGGCCUAGCUAAAAGACAUUGCAUUUCAGUUGUUUUUUUAAGAUGCCUUCCAAAAAGGUUUCUUUCCCUAAGAUAAGUUAACUACAUUUUUGUGGUUGCAUUUGAGGGGCAUGUGUGUAAAAGAAGAUUCUAGCCAAAAAUUCUGCAGACUGGCGAUAUGAAAGUUACAAACCUGGAUUUUGUCUUUCAAGUGGCUUAGUACACAUUUUGAAUAAAUUCAUUCAGUGCCACUCAGAUUAAAAAAUAAAUACAUUUUUAUAACUGAA
Messenger RNA from Electrophorus electricus (electric eel), 1540 nucleotides. It is a transcript of the gene sec13, whose product is annotated as SEC13 homolog, nuclear pore and COPII coat complex component. Gene Ontology annotation, cellular component: nuclear pore outer ring; COPII vesicle coat. NCBI's taxonomy places the organism in Eukaryota, Metazoa, Chordata, Actinopteri, Gymnotiformes, Gymnotidae. The record is from RefSeq and is a predicted model, not a curated record. Gene Ontology annotation, biological process: protein import into nucleus; COPII-coated vesicle budding; positive regulation of TOR signaling. Gene Ontology annotation, molecular function: structural molecule activity; protein binding.